UCAAACGAGCAACAUCAUCAUCAUGGAGAAUAUUACUCAAAUUAACCAAUCGACUUAUACUCACAAAAAGUUUUCCGCAAAUAAACGCCAACGUGAAAUGGAUUAUUUGUUGGAGCAGAAUAAGGAGAAUGAAAUACCACAAGGAUUGAAGAUGGAACCUUCCACCAAACGCCGCCAAACCAAGGGAUUCUUUCGUCCAUGGUUGGAUAAUGAGCAGAAUCGUGAGGUGGCAGCAACAACAACCCCACCACCAGCUCCAGUAUCAAAGACUGUUCCAGUCAGUCAAUAUCAUGCGAAUAUGGUGCGACAAUCCGUGUGCCGAAGACAACGUAGUCCCAAGGAGCAACAGCGUCGGGAUCGCAACACUUUGGCCUGUCUGCUCAGUCGACGGGCCAAGCAAGCCCAAGAACAACGUCUUGGCCAACAAUACGAACAAUAUCGUGCCCAGCAAUCAGCCAUUUUGGAGCAACAGGUUCGCCUCAGUCUCUACUAUCGCCAAUUGUUGCAACAGGCCAUCUUCCAGCAGGGCAUUAGUGCUCCCGAGCCCAUCGCCCUGCCCCAGCAGCAGCAACAAUUCCUCCAGCAAAUGGCCCUAUCACAGCAAAUGCUAAUCUUUGGUGCCCAGCAUUGACAGAACUGAAGUGCCCCCCAGAAGAAGGAGAGAUGACAAAUGACGAGUGGCAUUUACUAUUGACUAUGACAGCCCUCAAAUGUGAUUUAGUUUCAUAAGCAUUUAUUUAUUUAUAUU
Drosophila willistoni is the source of this 748-nucleotide messenger RNA. RefSeq lists its product as uncharacterized. The transcript has a single exon. Bases 23 to 631 code for a protein of 202 amino acids. NCBI's taxonomy places the organism in Eukaryota, Metazoa, Arthropoda, Insecta, Diptera, Drosophilidae. The record is from RefSeq and is a predicted model, not a curated record.